AUGGCCGCGUUCUCGCGAACCUGGCGUCGUGUUGAGACCGUGAGAAGAGGAAUCAACGUGUUCUACCUGGAUCUGUCCGCGUUGUUUCCGGAAGGAUCCGAGAUCACGGACGCGAGUUACGAGGAGCAUCCUGUCAUCCGGACGGGCGGAAUCUCGCAGCCGCACAAGACGCUGCACAUGAUCCUGUACGGAGAGCACAACCAGACGAACAUCACCCUGACCGGAGCGGGCACCACCGUCGACGCCAAGUUUGUCACGUUCAUGGUGCGUCUGACGGUGGACACGCUCCACGUGCGACGCUACAACUACACCGUUCCCAAGGAGCUGCAGGCAGACGCAGACGCCGCCGCCGCUGCCGCGAUGGACUACGACCAGCUGCCGCUCACGUUCGCUGAGAUACCGCCGGAUAAACGGGGUCCUCAGCUGGUGGCGGACAGCGCUGCAGAACCGGUCGCAGCAGCAGCGGGCGUGAGCACCGACACAGACAGUCUCAUCCGACGCCUCAUCUUCCCUCCCGAAGUACAGGCAGAGCUCGGAGCGGUGGAUCGCGAAGCAGCGGACGGAGACCUGACGGAGAGUGGCUCCCGCAUCCAAAAGUCGGCCAUCGUCGCGAAGUUCCUGUCCGAUCUAAAGAGCAAGAACCACGCGAUACCAUACAGGGACGACGACGCCGUCGCCGCGCCGAAGAAUCUUCUGCCGGUCGCCGCGGCGACGGCCAGCGCGACCAAUCAGAAAGCGCAGCAGCCUCCCGCCGGACGGGAGGCACCCGCCGCCGCAGACGUUCGCGUGAUAGUCGACCCUCCUCCCGUCGGUCGACGGGCGGGCGGCGGGGAGGAGCGGGCGGGGGAGAAGCCCGCAGGGGAGGAGAGGAGGGGGUUGUUUGAGCGGCAGGCGGAGGAGCUGCUAGCGCAGCAGAGGAAGCUGGCAGAAGACCAGGAGAGACUCGACCUCAACUCUCAGCAGAGGGCCGUGCCGCCGGGCCAGCAGCGCCAGAUACGAGGGGGAGGAGGGCAACGGCAGCCGCAGCCAGCCGCGGCGCAGACGCCGUCGCCGCAGCAGCCGCGGCAGCAGUCUAAAUCACGCGACGCCCCGGUCGCGAACGCAGAUCUCCCGCCGGCGCGCGAAGCGAAGUCCGGCAAUGCCGAUCGUAAGGCUGCCGAGCACCAGGAGGCGCCACCGCCCGUCGGUGGGGGCGGGGGCGGGGGCGGGGGAGAGGACCAAGACGUGGCACGGAGGCAGGCGGAGAAACUUCACGAGCAGAUGAGGAUUCUCGGCGAACAGCAGGAGAAGGUCAACGCGCAGAAGGAGAAGGCGGCGGCGAAGAAGAAGGAGAGGAAGGACGCGGCAGCGGCGGGGAAGAUGAGGGAGAGGAAACCGGCGAGAGUUAAACGUGAAUCUGCAGGAAUUGUUGCCAAAGAUGAGCAGGUGGGGGCAGCUAAAGAUGGAGAAGGCAGGCAAGUAGGGGCAAGGCGUCUGCAGGGUAUCACUGGUGCAUCGGGCGUGGAUGUGCAGGAGAUGGGAAACCUACCCUGGGAGCGGCAGGGAGUCUUUCAGGAUCUCAUCGAGGAGAGUGGGCGGCGGCGCGCGCUGCGUGGUUACGAGACGGCGGCGCGGCGCGGGCGACGCACGCUCGACACGUUCGCCGACUCGCUGCGAUUCGUCAACAAGCUCUACUCGCGCCAUUACGGCUACGAGGCGCGCAAGGUGCCCGCGCACAUGCCUCACAUGAUCGACGUCGCCGUCAUGGACGCCCUGCACGCGAGGUUUCCGGCGGAGUGGGACGAGACUUCGCGACACAGGAUACGCAGUCCGAACGACAUGCAGUUCUCCUUCUCCUACUUCUACUUCCUGAUGAGUGAGAAACAGACGAUGACGACGGAGGAACUGUUUGCCAUGUUCGACACGGACAAGACGAGGGAGGCAACCACGGUAAAAGCACUGCUGCACGACUUCUACGAGACAAUGUUGCCUCUGCAGUGUCAGUUCGAGCUGCCGCUUGAUUACCGAAACAGGUUUCUACACAUGGCCGAGCUCAGGUCGUGGCGGAUUUACAGAGACAUCCUGAAGGCAAUCACCUACCUCUGCUUGUUCCUCCUUGUCUGCUUCUCUGCGGCUUCCUUCUGCUCCCAGCAGAUUUCCGCCGUGAGCAGGCGCGUCUGGCGGACGAGGAGGGAAUCGGGAAGCCCCGGCGACGGCAGCAGAAUGAACGUAUGACCAACGCUGUCCUCCGGAAAGAUCGCCUGAUGGGUCCGUCCGGCGACGGCAGCAGCAGACGAGAAGCGAUCGUGCCAACUCGUCAAACUUCCGUGGUCUAUGACGCGAGCAGGAGAGCAACACGAACAGAGAAUAGGGGGGGGGGGUGUCCACGAACGGAUGGGGUGGGGUGUGUGAAGUAAGAGAUGGUAAAAUUAAGCGCUGAAGACGUGCGCAAGUCACAGAGAGACGGGCGAAGACCGUUGCCAUGACAACCUGUGUAAAUACUCCCUACGCGGCGACGAGACGACAGGCCGACGGUUGUCGGGCAGACGACUAUCAGACAAGUGAACGCUAAAACAAGGACACUUGUAAAACGCUAAAAUAAGGGUAAAGAUUGCAGCUCUCUUGGCAACAUUCCAAUUCCGUAUGCAAUGUGGGUGGCAUCGCAAUCAUUUUAGGUUUCGCACGACUACACCAUGAGGAGUGUGUGUGCUACCACUUUGAAUGAAGCAAGCUUAUGAUUGAUGGGACAUUGGUCAUUGACAGGGAUAUAUUUUUUUUAAGACAUUGAUGUCACACCCAUCGUUUAAGUUUAUAAUUGCUUUGGCAUUGAUUCACGAAGUUUAAAAUCUAGUUUUGAUAAUUUUUUAAGUUGUUUAUUUUAAUUAGCGGUGGGUGAAUAUGAACCCGGUUGUGUCUGAAUAUUUGAUCUGUUGAGAGCAGUGUGCUAUUGUUCGUUCACGUCCAGUACACAGUUCUCUCGUAAUCUGGUUUUCGCUGGCAAGAAAAACGAGGACCAGUUUGCAUCUCUCAUCGAUUAUCGUUCACUUCCAAGUAUUGAUGUGUUGUUGAGAGAUUUGGAUGCCAUUGGCAUUUUGCGAGGAUGCAGCCAGUAUUAUUGCCAUUACACAUGGCCGCUCGUACGAAUGCUCGGAUGCAGCGGGUUAUCUAUGCAAAUCUGUAAUGCCAUUCUUUCGUUAUUUUGUGUGGAGUCUUACGUUGUGUAUGCGCUCUAGCCUGUAUGUGUCGAAAACAAUCGAGUAAUCUGUAAAUAUUGCAGCUAUUUCUAUACUAGGUUGCGGGGACUACGGUCAUGUGUGUGUCUGAAUUAUUGGAUCGGGAAGCUUGUAAAUCAACCUGCUUGUUACUACAGUCUGCAUUGAUCAUCAUUUUGAGUGCACGGAACCGUACGCGACUCACGACGUGCGAUCGAGACAACAUAGUCUGUGUCUAGUUUUCUCUAUCUAUUAGAUUCUCUCCUAAUAUCAUUACUACUAUAUACUGAUAUCAUACUGACUGUACAUAAUCAUGAUUACUGGAUUUUAUACGAUUACAGUAAACUGUCAAAAGUUGGCGACUCUGUACGAAAGAUGAGCGAAUUUUUGUUUUCCCAGACUGGCUUACUUACACCCUGCCGUUAGUACGUGUGAUUGUGAACGAAGCACCGACGAAUGCGAUGUGUACAAUACAAUGCAAGUCUGUACAAUACAAUGCAAGUCUGUACAAUACAAUGCAAGUCUGUACAAUACAAUGCGAGUCUGUACAAUACAAUGCGAGUCCGUGCGAUCAUGUAA
Molecule: messenger RNA, 3770 nt
Organism: Priapulus caudatus
Lineage: Eukaryota; Metazoa; Priapulida; Priapulimorpha; Priapulimorphida; Priapulidae
Product: N-acetylglucosamine-1-phosphotransferase subunits alpha/beta-like
Exons: 13
Coding region: 1-2214 (737 amino acids)
Biological process (GO): carbohydrate phosphorylation; N-glycan processing to lysosome
Cellular component (GO): Golgi apparatus
Molecular function (GO): UDP-N-acetylglucosamine-lysosomal-enzyme N-acetylglucosaminephosphotransferase activity
Source: RefSeq, a predicted model, not a curated record